Molecule: messenger RNA, 5126 nt
Organism: Gadus morhua (Atlantic cod)
Lineage: Eukaryota; Metazoa; Chordata; Actinopteri; Gadiformes; Gadidae
Gene: arhgap5
Product: Rho GTPase activating protein 5
Exons: 7
Coding region: 465-4976 (1503 amino acids)
Biological process (GO): regulation of cell size; Rho protein signal transduction
Cellular component (GO): cytosol
Molecular function (GO): GTPase activity; GTPase activator activity; GTP binding
Source: RefSeq, a predicted model, not a curated record
AGGGAGAGGGAGAGCGAGGGCGAGGGAGAGAGAGAGAGAGAGAGAGCGAGAGGGGAGGGAGCAGAAAGAGAGACAGUCAGGGUUUCGGAUUACAUCGCAUACCACCAACAUCAAGAAAUACAUGAAAACGGCCCGUUCUGUACUGUUGGGAUGCCCUGUUCCAGCCGGACCGCCAGCCGGGACGUGUGACAGCCACCCGGGACGUGUGACGACUUCCCCGGGCCGAGCAGCGCGGCUCCCGGGCGCCGCCGCCGCCUCUCCGCGGUGUAGGAGAGCUGGAGCGACCAUGUUAGGGAGGUGCUGCUCUACCAGGAGGUGCUGAUCAACCAAGAAAGGGACCGUCUCACGGCAGGAUUCUCCUCCACAAAGGAACGCACAAGAUGAACUCCGACCUGGAGUGACCUUUUUAAUGGGGCUUUUUUUCUCCUGGAGGUGACCAAGUCAGCGAUGAGCGGGGGUGAAUAAUGGCCAAAAACAAGGAUGCUCGCCCCCCCACGUUCGCCGUCAGCGUGGUGGGCUUGUCGGGCACAGAGAAGGACAAGGGGAACUGCGGCGUCGGCAAGUCGUGCCUGUGCAACCGCUACGUGCGGUCGGACGCCGACAGCUACUACCCGGAGCACACGUCGGUCCUCAGCACUAUAGACUUCGGGGGUCGCGUGGUCAACAAUGACCACUUCCUGUACUGGGGGGAAGUGGCGCACCACGGCGACGACGGGCAGGACUGUAAGAUCCAGCUCAUCGAGCAGACGGAGUUCAUCGACGACCAGACGUUCCUCCCGCACCGCAGCACCAACCUGCAGCCCUACAGCAAGAGGGCGGCGUCGGCCAAGCUGCAGUCGGCCGAGAAGCUCAUGUACAUCUGCACGGACCAGCUGGGCCUGGAGCAGGACUUUGACCAGAGGCAGAUGCCCGACGGGAAGCUGGCCGUCGACGGCUUCAUGCUCUGCGUCGACGUCAGCAAGGGCUGCAACAGGAAGUUCGACGACCAGAUGAAGUUCGUGGGGAGCCUCUACGCGCAGAUCGGCAAGACGAAAAAGCCCAUCGUGCUCGCCGCCACCAAGUGCGACGAGUGCGUGGAGCAGCACCUGAGGGACCUGCAGUCCUUCGCCGCCAGCAAGAAGAACCUGGUGGUGGUGGAGACGUCGGCGCGCACCAGCAUCAACGUGGACCUCUGCUUCCACGCCCUCAUCCAGCAGAUGGACAAGACGCGGGGGAAGCCCAAGACGGUGUCCUACCUGGACGCCUACAAGGUGCAGAGGCAGCACGUCGCCAUGGUGACGGACCGCUUCGAGAAGGUGGUGUUGCAGACGGUCCGGGACUACCACAUCACGUGGAAGCAGGUGAUGAACCAGCUAAAGGGACAGCCGGACUACGAGGACUACAUCAUCAUGGAGGGGACCCGCAAGGCCCGCAACACCUUCACCCGGCACAGCGCGCAGCUCAAACAGGAGCACAUCAGGAGGCGCAGGGAGGAGUACCUCACCGCGCUGCCCAAGACCCUCAACAACCUCCUCAACAACCUGGAGGAGGUGGAGCACCUCACCUGGUCCGAGGCCCAGAGCCUGAUCCGGAGCCGGCCGGACUUCCAGUGCUGGUUCGUGGUGCUGGAGCGCCCGCCCUGGGAUGAGUCGGACCACAUCGACAACAGCGACCGCCGCGUGCCCUUUGACCUCCUGAAGACGCAGGACGGCGAGCGCAUCUACCAGAACCACGUGCAGCACCUGUUCUCCGAGAAGAGGCGGGUGGAGAUGAAGGACCGCUUCAAGAAGACCCUGGAGCGGGUGCACUUCAUCGGGGCCGGGCAGCCCUGGGAGGAGGUCAUGUGCUUCGUCAUGGAGGACGAGGCCUACAAGUACAUCACCGAGUCGGACCGGCGCGACGUCUACAGCCGGCACCAGCUCGAGAUCGUUGAGCGCGCCAAAGAGGACUUCCAGGAGAUGCUGUUUGAGCACGCGGAGCUGUUCUACGACCUGGAUCUGAACGCCACUCCGAGCUGCGACAAGAUGAGCGAGAUCCACUGCGUGCUGAACGAGGAGCCCCGGUACCGGGCACUGCAGAAGCUGGUCCCCGACCGCGAGUCGCUGCUCCUCAAGCACAUCGGCUUCGUCUACCACCCCACCAAGCAGACGUGUCUGAGCGGCCAGAGCUGCGUGGACCUGAAGGUGGAGCAGGUCCUCGCCAACCGCCUGGUGCAGCUGGACCAAGGCCGCUCCAACCACUACUACAACACCCCCAACAUCGACAAGAUCAACCUCUGCCUACUGGGCAAGGAGGGGCUGGCCCAGGAGCUGGCCAACGAGAUCCGAGCGCAGUCCACGGACCACGAGUACGCGCUGGACGGGCAGAUCUACGAGCUGGAGCUGCUCCCGGUGGACGUCAACUCCACGCUGCUCUUCAGCCACAACUGGGUCUCCACCUUCAAGCCCCACGGCUGCUUCUGCGUCUUCAGCUCCAUCGAGAGCCUGAACGGCGUGGGCGACUGCAUCGGCCGGAUCCGGGCGGAGAUAUCGCAGAGCCGCAGGGAGCGCUUCGCACAGCCGCUGCCCUUCAUCCUGGUGCUGGCCAAUCAGAGGGACGCCGUGUGUAAGAACACGCCCAUCCUGCGUCACCAGGGCCAACAGCUGGCCAAUAAGCUGCAGUGUACGUUCGUGGACAUCCCCUCGGGGGCGUUCCCCCGGAAGUUCAACGAGCAGCAGGUGAAGCAGGCCCUCCGGGCCGUGCUGGAGGGGCUGAAGCACAACUCCGACGUCCUGAGCCCCCUGCCCUCCAUCAAGGACAUGUCUGAGACGGACCUGCGGAUCGUCAUGUGCGCCAUGUGCUGGGACCCCUUCAGCGUGGACCUCAUCCUCUCCCCGUUCCUGGACUCCCAGUGCUGCAGCGCGGGCCAGCCCGGCCAGGGCAACACCCUCGUCCUGGACAAGAUCAUCGGGGACACCCGGCGGAGGAUCCAGGUGACGGUGCUGUCCUACCACAGCUCCAUCGGCGUGCGCAAGGACGAGCUGGUGCACGGCUACAUCCUGGUGUACUCGGCCAAGCGCAAGGCCUCCAUGGCCACGCUGCGCGCCUUCCUGGCCGAGGUGCAGGACGUCAUCCCCGUGCAGAUGGUGGCCAUCACCGACAGCCAGGCGGACUUCUUCGAGAACGACGCCAUCAAGGAGCUGAUGACGGAAGGGGAGCACAUCGCCACGGAGAUCGCGGCCAAGUUCACGGCGCUGUACUCGCUGUCGCAGUACCACCGGCAGACGGAGGUGUUCACGCCGUUCUUCAACCACGUGCUGGAGAGGAAGCCGGGCAUCGAGAACGCCUUCAUGCAGGACAGCUCGUCCCGCGACUGCUCCACCACCACGGCGGCCGGCGAGGACGUGUUCCCGUCCUCGCCGCACAGCCACUCCCCCGUCUACAACCCCUACUACGACUCGGAGGAGGACACGGAGGCCCCGCCCCCCUACAGCCCCAUCGGGGACGACGUGCAGCUCCUGCCCACGCCCAGCGAGCGCGCCCGCUACCGCAUCGACCUGGAGGGCAACGAGUACCCCGUCCACAGCACGCCCAACAACGACCACGACCGCAACCACAAGGUGCCGCCGCCCGUGCUGCCCAAGCCGGUGCUCCCCAAGCCCGCCGUGCGGAAGCUGGACCCCAACCUGGUGCGCACCAUCGAGGCGGGCAUGCGCAGCACCCGGCGCUCUCCCCGCGGCACGCUGGCCCGCGGCGACGACGGCGACGGCUCCGAGAACUACGCCGACCCCGCCGACACCCUGCUGAGGGCCAAGGGCUACGGCAACGACGACAUCUACGCCGUGCCCGAGGACGCGCACGGCCUCAUGGUCAGGACGCGCGGCUCCCUGGGGGGGCUGCACGGCGGGGAGCAGGAGAACGGGCUGGACCGGAGGUCGGGCGCCCGCCGGCCGUCCAAGUACAAGCACCGCUCCAAGAUCCUGUUCAGCAAGACCAAGGCGUACCAGCGGCGCUUCCACUCGGACAGCGACGGCGAGGAGUCGGGGCGCGCCACGCAGAAGAAGAAGAAGGGGCGCGCCCACCGGGGCAGCGAGGAGGACCCCCUGCUGUCCCCCACCGACGGCUGGAAGGGGGGCAUCGACAACCCCGCCAUCACCUCGGACCCCGAGCAGGACGACAAGAAGGUCAAGAAGAAGAAGAAGGCCCCCAAGGAGCCAAAGAAGUCCAAAUCGUCCAAGCCGGUGAAGCCCCUGUACCCCCCGACGAGGAGGACCUGGGACAGCAACUACUUCGGGGUCCCCCUCAACACGCUGGUGACCCCAGAGAGACCCAUCCCCCUCUUCAUAGAGAAGUGUGUGGACUACAUCGAGCGCAUCGGGCUGACCACGGAGGGGCUGUACCGGGUCAGUGGAAACAAGACGGACCAGGACAACAUCCAGAAACAGUUUGAUCAAGACACCGGUCUGGACCUGGUUCUGAUGGACGUGGCGGUGAACGCGGUGGCCGGGGCGCUGAAGGCCUUCUUCGCUGACCUCCCGGACCCCCUCAUCCCCUACACCCUCCACCCGGAGCUGGUGGAGGCAGCCAAAAUCUUAGAUUACAUGGAGCGACUGCAGGUGUUACGAGAGAUUGUCAACAAGUUCCCUCCUGUCAACUACCUGGUCUUCAAAUAUAUCAUCGCUCACCUGAACAGGGUGAGCCAACAGAGCAAGACCACCCUGAUGACGGCGGAGAACCUGUCCAUCUGCUUCUGGCCCACCCUGAUGCGGCCCGACUUCGAGAACCCCGAGACGCUGUCCACCACCAAGCUGAGCCAGGCCGUGGUGGAGGACUUCAUCCGCCAGAGCCUCUACUUCUUCUACGGCGGCGAGGUGGCCGACAGCUCCAGCAGCGAGGGCACGCCCCCGCCGCACCACUGCCACAACAUGGUGGAGGUCCUGCUGCCCCUGCAGCUGCCCCCCCCGCUGCAGCCCCAGCAGAUCCAGCACUCCCUGCCCCAGGACCCCCUCCUCCUCUAGAGGGCGCCCCCACACUCAGACUACAGGAGGGGUCAGAACGGGUGUGUGUGUGUGUGUGUGUGUGUGUGUGUGUGUGUGUGUGUGUGUGUGUGUGUGUGUGUGUGUGUGUGUGUGUGUGUGUGUGUGUGUGUGUGUGUGUGUGUGUGUGUG